AUGUCUAAUACGUCAGCCGGCGACCUCGCAAAGCUCACAGUCCCUCAGCUCAAAGCGUUGUGCAAAGAACGUCGCAUUGUCGGGUAUUCGAAACUCGGAAAAGCUGUUCUGCUCCUGAAAUUAACUAAUUAUGAUGCUGCCCGUGGUGACCCUCAGCCUCAGGGUGUCAUUUCAAUCCAACCAUCAAUAUCGAAAACAAUGGCACCAGAACACGCAGGCUAUCCAGCCGAUCUAGUUCCUGCAGGUUCCACUGGAGUUACUGUUCUCAAUCAUACUCGUAAUGCACAGACAAUAAACAAGGACCUCACUGCUACAUCCGCCGAAAAAUCUGCCCUACGUAAAGCACUGCCUGUGUCUGGUCCGGUGGAUCACUCAGCUGCCAACUAUUGUACAUCACCAACGGCUGCUGUCGCUCCAUCAAGCCAUGACGCCCCCACCGUGAGCCAGAGCACGAAACGGCCCCGUGUUUCUGCUAUGUUCGAGUCCACAAAAAGACAAAAGUCCUCUGCUGUGAAUGCUGUAGCUGUCUGUGAUGCCAACUCCUCUCCAAUUUGUACGAAGUUACCCACGGCUACUGGAACCCUCAAGGCGCGCGCUGGUCCGAGUGCUUCAUCAAACGCAGUACCUAUCAUCACUCAACCUCGAAAUAUUAACCUUGUCCAGAAAGGCUCUACAACAAACCUUCAGGGCCGAUUCAAACCUCCUGUUUUUACAACAACUCCAAUUAUCGCCAGCACAUCAGGAAUCUCCCAGCGAGUCUUCCACAACGACCACAGGGCUGACGAAAUUACUUCUACACCCCCCGGUACUUUUGGCCUUGAGGCUGCUCCCGUUUUGAUACCAUCCUUAACAAAUAUUACAUUUCCACCUAAGCUAUCCGACAGAAAACGGGUUCAACGCUGGGCAGUAAUCCUUUCUGCACUCACUGAUCGAGAUCGCCAGACUUGCACCCUGGUCUCUCGGACAUUUCGAUAUGCAGGCAGGAUACAAUCUGGAGUAUACCUUUCUGCCAUGCAUAUACUCACACAGAAGUAUCAUGGUCGCCGUCUAAACCAAAUAAUGAAGUACCAUCCACAAAACACAACAAAUAUGUGGCCCUACCUGCGUCAGCGUCAGAACGAAGUGACUUUCUGGAGACAUGCGUUUCAAAAUUCUUGGGUUGGAAGGUACAACUCCUCGCUUGGAAUAGACCCUCUGUCUGCACGUCUCUGGGCGAGCGCAGAUGAUGAGAAGCAGGUGGUUGUGGCGCUGAGGUUCAGGUUUAUCGUUACAAGACUUUGGUUCACGCUCUCUGUCGGAACAACAAGUGAGCGAGAUCCAACAGCAUGGCUAAAAAGAACUGUGGAAGAUGCCCAAGAAGUUGUGAAAGGUGAGAUCUGGGCCAUCACGAUUCGAGACGAAAAUUCGUUAUCCGAGUUCUACGUGCUGGAAUCCACUUGCGAAGUCAUUGGCCGGGCACUCAACGCUCCUCAAUCUGAAGUCUACUCCUCUGGUUUGCGUGCUGACUGGUCAAGAUACAUAUCAUCUCGUACUGGUAUUUCUGCGGGGCCACGUAACUCGAUCUCAGAGAAUCUUCGAUGGGCGAAUUACGAGGAAUAUGACAGAGGAAUAAGCAGGCAUUGGCUGCGCCGCAUCUCUGGUGAAGACGAUGUCGGCUUGUCGAAAAAGGUGGUCGCCGAGCGAUAUGUCCUGGCGUGUGUGGUUGCCAAUAGCAUUAGUGGCCAGUGGAUGUCAUCUAAUCAGAUGGCGCAAGAAUUCGCAGGUUUGCCAUCUCAAGUGACCCUUGCAACUAUCAGAAGCGAAAAACCAAAGAUAAACCUUUACCUACCAGCCCAUCAUCAUGUUGAGAGCGUUCACCUUACCUCACCAAAAGGUGUACCAUUGCACUCGGCUCUUGCCGUCAUACAGACCCCAGCAAGAGAAUACAUCGUCUUGAAGGAUAAUGGAAUGCAAGUUGGAUGCGAAGAAGAUGGUGUUGCAAAUGUGUGGAUGCACGUCCUUGGAUGCGACAAAAAUGGGAUGACGAUUGUACGUUUCAAAUGA
Molecule: messenger RNA, 2043 nt
Organism: Suillus bovinus
Lineage: Eukaryota; Fungi; Basidiomycota; Agaricomycetes; Boletales; Suillaceae
Exons: 5
Coding region: 1-2043 (680 amino acids)
Source: RefSeq, a predicted model, not a curated record